AUGGUAGUCGCGCAGAAAGUGAAGGAAUCUGAGAUCACCGAGCAGGACUCGCUUCUGCUCACAAGGAAUCUGUUGCGUAUUGCAAUAUUCAAUAUCAGUUACAUCAGAGGACUUUUCCCAGAGAAAUAUUUUAAUGAUAAGUCUGUUCCAGCUCUGGAUAUGAAGAUUAAAAAACUUAUGCCUAUGGAUGCUGAAUCGCGCAGACUCAUUGAUUGGAUGGAGAAAGGUGUUUAUGAUGCUCUGCAGAAAAAAUAUCUGAAAACACUCUUGUUCUGUGUCUGUGAGGCAGUGGAUGGUUCAAUGAUUGAGGAAUAUACAUUUUCAUUCAGCUAUUCCAGUGCUGACAGUCAGGAGGUCUCCAUGAACAUUAAUCGUAGCGGGACAAAGAAGGGAGGAAAAUUUACACAUAACUCAGUGACGGAAAUAACCCCUACUCAGAUGAGGAGUUCUGCGUGCAAAAUGGUCCGCACACUAAUUCAACUGAUGAGAACUCUGGACAAGAUGCCAGACGAGCGCACUGUGCUGAUGAAGCUUCUUUAUUACGACGAUGUCACACCAAUGGAUUAUGAGCCCCCUUUCUUCAGAGGCUGCACAGAAGAGGAAGCUCAUAAUCCAUGGACAGGAAAUCCUUUGAAGAUGGAAGUGGGUAAAGUAAACAGCAAGCAUUUAGUACUAGCCCUGAAGGUUAAGAGCAGGCUUGAUCCUUGUGAGGACGAAAACAAUGACAAUCAAGAUAAUGAUGUUAGCUUGGGAGCUGAUUCUAUCCAAAAAGAUGAAUACAGUGAAUCUGACAGUGAUACCAACGAUUCAGAUGAUGAUCGAUUUAUUGUGGCACCGACAGACAAACGACAGCUUCCCGAAGAUAAUGAAGCAGUUGAUGAAGAUGAUACCCAAGAAUUAGCAGAUGAUGAACAACAAUUGGGACGAGUAAAGGAUUGGAUCAGCUCAUACCACCUUGACACAAUUGAGCUCACUGAUGUCCUCUCAUAUUUCCCUGAUAUCUCCGUGCUUGUGAAGGAAAGUUUUAUAUCAAAAGCUGAAGGAGAGAGUUAUGUCAUUCACAGUAAAAAGAAAUUUGAAUAUGAGUUUGAUGCUGUGAAAGAAGAAGUUGAUGUACAAAUGGUAGCCCAAUAUGGAAAAGAUGGAUAUAUGGGGGUAGAUCGCAUGUACAUGAAGGCAUUAUAUCAUACUCUGCCACUGGAAUACAUAACAGUACCAAAACUUAAGAGCAAACUUGAAGGUGAAGCCAGCCCAACUACAGUUCGUAAGCUGAUCGACAAAAUGACACAAGACGGCUUCAUUGAGGCUGGCAGCAGUCGUAAACUCGGCAAGCGUGUGGUCCACACUGACCUUACUAAGAAAAAGCUGAUUGAAGUCACAAAGCUCUUAACAGUAUCAGAUGCUAUGGAGGUUGACAAGAAACAAACUGUAGACAUGUCCAACCAUCCAGAACUCGAUCGUGCGGAGAACAAGUACAAGGACUUGUCCACGUGCGGGGGCCUUCACUCCAUUGGGUCUGAUGUCACACGAACAAGAGGCAGAUCUGAGCCACACACUAACAGCUCCAUCAGGACAGAUCAACAAGGUGUUGCCAGGAGAAGGGAACUUGGUGGGAGUACUCCAACCAGCAAGGCCGAGCAGCCAGCAGCCUCGAGGGAGAGUUUUGUGCCUGGUGCUGAAAAUGGCCGGGCUGUUACUAAUGCUCACCAAGGAGAUGAGAUGGAUGUGGCAAUGGAAAGCAGGGCAAGCCAGGACAAACGUUUCAGGAAAACGAGCACGGUCAAAGAGCCUAUCCAGCAGCACAGCAAGCGCCAGAAAUCUCAAGCUUGA
Striga hermonthica is the source of this 1830-nucleotide messenger RNA. The record is from the annotation of a GenBank genome assembly. Lineage: Eukaryota; Viridiplantae; Streptophyta; Magnoliopsida; Lamiales; Orobanchaceae.